CCGCCGUCUGGGCGCGGGGGGGAAGGCCCGCCCCCUCUUCGUACCCGCCACCUACGUGCUGGAGGUGUCAGGAGCCCCGCAGCCCUGCCAACCCCCCUCCUCUUCCUCCUCUUCCUCCUCGCUGGGCGUUAGGCUGAUGUCCCGAGGGUCUCUCAACCCCUGCCCCCGGAUUCAAUGCUCAGCUCCCAAACCCUUUUGCCGCUCCAUGGAGGAUCUGAACUGCAAUAGUGCCUUCAGGGCGGGGGGCCUGGGGCCCACCAUGGAGGGGCCCCGCUUCCCCACCCUGCCCCUCCCUGGGUCCCCCUACCCUGGCUCCUCCCCCUCGGGGCACCUCCUGGCUCCGCCCAGCUGCGGCGGGCCAAUCACCCGCAGCCGCAGCUCCAGCACCCUGCAGAACCCCUACGACCAGGGCGGGGCUGGGGCCACACCCACGGCCGGGGGCCCCUCCAGGUCCUACAGCCACUGGGACAUGGGCGUGGCUGCCCACAGACAGCUGGCUCCGCAGGCCUACAUUUCCCAGGAUUCCCUGCUGGAGUCUCCGCUGUACAGCACGCUGCAGCGGGGGCGGGCGGGGCCUCCCACCCCUGGCCCAGCACAGCGCCCCCUGCAGGUGUUGGACCUGUGGGAGCAGUACCUGGACCCCGCCUCCAACCGCUGUUACUACGUCAACACCCUCACUCUGGAGCGCUCCUGGAAACCACCGCGGAGGUCCCGCACGCCAAACAGGGCGAGUGCCGUUCCAGGAGGAACGUUUCCCCGUGACUGCAGCCACCUGACCGUGCCGGGCACAGAGACGGGGAAUGGCAGCUUACACAGGCUCUCUCCUGACUUUACCGAACGUGGCCAGGAUGCUGACAGUGGCUGGGAGCUGAGACUGAGCAUGCAGCGUGCUGCCUCAUCUGACGCGCUCAGCAGCGCCUCCUAUGGCUCGGGCCACGCCCCGGCCCGUAACUCCGCCCCCGCCUUCAGCCACUCCCACUCCAUGAUCCUGUCAGCGACGCCGGGCACCAAGUGCAGGGACCUGCCCUGUCAUGUGACCUGUGUGGACCCCCCCUCCCCCUUCAGUUCAGAGAGCAGCACCCCGGAGCUGGAGAAGGCUGGCCUCCUGAACAAAACCAAGAUUGCCGAAGGGGGCAGGAAGUUGAGGAAGAACUGGAACCCCUCAUGGGUGGUGUUGGUGGGAAACAGCCUGGUCUUCUUCAAGGACCCCAAGUCCCAGACACCCUCCAGCUGGAAACCUGGAAACAGCAGGCCAGAGAGCAGUGUGGAUCUUAGAGGUGCAAAGCUACACUGGGCCAAUGAUCUGUCCAGUAAGAAGAAUGUGUUCAAGUUGCGGACAGUGACGGGGAAUGAGUUCCUGCUGCAGUCGGAGACCGAGUCUGUGAUUAAGGAGUGGUACAGCACCAUCCAGAGCGUCAUACACCGGCUGGACCGUGAUAACCCCCUGGAUAACGUGUUGCUGUACUCUAACUCUCUGAGGCGGGCCGGCAGUGUGGAGAUGCCGGAUCACAGCGGGGAUGAGGACGAUACUCCUGGGCGCAAGCCUUCUCUGGUCCCUCGCUCCAGCUCCAGUCUGGAGAGCUCGGAGAAAAAGAGGGUACGGAGCCGUCUGAAGAAGCUCAUUCUGAAGAGGCCUCCUCUGCAGGCUCUGCAGGCGAAAGGGCUUAUCAAGGACCAGGUGUUUGGGUGCCGUUUGGAGACCCUGUGUGAGAGGGAGAAGAGCACUGUCCCGCGCUUCGUCAGGAUGUGCACGGAGGCUGUGGAGAGGAGAGGCCUGGAGACGGAUGGGAUCUAUCGAGUGAGCGGGAAUCUGGCCGUCAUUCAGAAGCUGCGCUUCAUGGUGGACCACGAGAGAGCGGUGACCAGCGAUGGACGAUAUCUCUUCCCCAAGGAGCUGGUGCAAGAGGAGAAGCUGGAUCUGGAGGACAGUCAGUGGGAGGAUGUUCAUGUCAUCACGGGGGCACUCAAGCUCUUUUUCCGUGAGCUUCCAGAACCACUGGUGCCAUACGGAUUCUUCACUGACAUCGUGGAGACCGUCAAGAUGACCGACUACCUGGACAAAGUGGACCGUCUGAAAUGCCUGGUUCUGAACCUGCCGCCGCCCAACCACAACACUAUGAGGUUCAUGUUCAGCCACCUGAAACGGGUCAUGGAGCGCUCAGACUCGAACCGCAUGACGACGCAGAACAUCGGGAUCGUGUUCGGCCCGACGCUCAUGAGACCGGAGCGGGACAGCGGGAACAUGGCGGUGAACAUGGUGUACCAGAACCAGGCCGUGGAGCUCAUGCUUAGCGAGUUCGACCGCGUCUUCGGCCCCGACGGGUCCCUCUGACCCGCCCCUGCGCCACACUCCGCCCCCUCCCACCAGCUCUGACCCGCCCCUGCACCAAGCUCCGCCCCCUCCCACCAGCUCUGACCCGCCCCUGCACCAAGCUCCGCCCCCUCCCACCAGCUCUGACCCGCCCCUGCACCAAGCUCCGCCCCCUCCCACCAGCUCUGACCCGCCCCUGCGCCAAGCUCCACCCCCUCCCACCAGCUCUGACCCGCCCCUGCGCCAAGCUCCGCCCCCUCCCACCAUGACGAAGCCAAUCAGGAUCCUGUUGCUGCAAACGCAGCCGAAUAUUAACCACUACGGUGGCUGCACGGCUGUGCUGACAUCAUCAGGGGGCAGGGGUCAGGAGUCGCUGCCAUUUCAAUGUAGUUUUCAGGAAAGUAACUGGAAUUGAAUGUGUUAUACAGAGAUACCCCUGACCCUGGAAGCCAUAGGGAGAGAAGACGUGUGUCAGGGUACACGCGCUUCUUUCCAGGAGGAGCACGUGUCAGGUUAUGCGGGGGAGGAGUGUAUGUCAGGGUUUCCUGCAGUGUGUGUAUGUCUCCUACAGUGUGUGUGUGUCUCCUACAGUGUGUCUGUCAGGGUUUUCUACAUUGUGUGUGUUUCCCUACAGUGUGUGUGUGCGUCUCCUACAGUGUGUGUGUUUCCCUGCUGUGUGUGUGUCUCUGCAGUGUGUGUGUGUAUGUGUCUCCUACAGUGUGUGUGUCAGGGUUUCCUACAGUGUGUGUAUUUCCCUGCUGUGUGUGUGUCUCUGCAGUGUGUGUGUGUGUCUCCUACAGUGUGUGUUUCUCUGCAGUGUGUGUGUCUCCUACAGUGUGUGUUUCCCUGCUGUGUGUGUGUUUCCCUACAGUGUGUGUGUGCGUCUCCUACAGUGUGUGUGUUUCCCUGCUGUGUGUGUGUCUCUGCAGUGUGUGUGUGUAUGUGUCUCCUACAGUGUGUGUAUUUCCCUGCUGUGUGUGUGUCUCUGCAGUGUGUGUGUCAGGGUUUCCUACAGUGUGUGUAUUUCCCUGCUGUGUGUGUUUCUCUGCAGUGUGUGUGUCUCCUACAGUGUGUUUUUCAAUGCUGUGUGUGUGUGUCUCUGCAGUGUGUGUGUGCGUCUCCUACAGUGUUUGUGUUUCCCCCUCGUGUCUCCAGAGUGUGUGUGUAUCCCUGCAAUAUGUGUGUGGGUAUUUGCUCUCUGCUCAGGGCUGUAGAAUAAGUGGUCUGUUCUGUUCUGAGUGUGGUUUAUCAUAGCAAUGCAUCGCGUCAGAUCAUAUGUAGGACCCCCCAGUGAAAAAAUGUACUCUUUCUGUAUCCAUUAAAUUGUUUUGGAGGCAGCAAUCAUUUGUAAAUUACUGCGUCAACCCCCCCAUGUGUCCACACAUGCACACACACUCACACGUGCCUACACGCAAGCACACACACACACACACACAAGCAUCUACUCACACACGUACACACACACUCUUGACAUAGAAGCACAUGCAGUACACACACACAUGCACAUAUACACACGUGCCUACACGUAAGCACACACAGACACACACCAAGCUGUUCACGAUCCAGGUCCAUGGAAGUGCCAUUCCAUGUCCUGACAACCUGACAAUCCUUACAUCUCCACUUUAACCUCUUAUUCUAGUGUUUAUCUGUGUGACACACAUCUCUGCACCCCUCAAAUGUACUGUAUGUUUGGCACAAUGUCUGAGGUCAUGUUCUGUUUUGUCCACAAUCAACACUUUUGAAUGUCAUUCUAUUCCCACAGAAAGUUAAAUGACCAGGUCCCUGAAACAUCUGUCACCUCACAGGGACCCAAGAGGCCUUCCCUGCAAAAGAGCUUUGAUUGUUUAAGUACAGCAGAUCCCCAUAAAGUCCUGGCUACCUUCUGCAAGGAAGUGUGCGCCGGUCUCUAGUUUCUCCGUGUGGAGUACUCAGUGUAUGACUGCAUCUCUAAGUGCGCUGGACAUGGUCUGUAGUGUGUUCUGUGUGCAUGAGAGACAGGGAAAGUGUCGAGGUGUGUGUGUGUGUGUUUCUCUGUAAAAGAGGGCGGUGUUCUCCCCCUCACGAUUGGCGCAAAUUCUGCUUUUAAUAACAGAACAAAAGACAAACUAGAAAUACAUAUGUUUAAAAAAUGUGGACCCCCUCCCUCCCCCACCUCCCUCUCCCUCUGUGGUUUGGGUAAUUUUAUAUUGACUGUGGCUUUGGCAAAAGACACAAAAGCAGAGGAAAAAAAGGCAGAAGAAAGUGUAGAAGCAUUUUAAUGUUUUAUUUUAUAUAUUUAUUUAUUUUUAUUUUCUUAUUAUUGCAGAACUCCGGGGAGAGGGUGGAGAGGGAUUUUUAUGUGUUUCCAGCACACAGUCGCCUGAAUCUAAUUUUUUUUUUUUGUGCAGAAAAAAAAAAAAAAUCUCAGCUCUCGGUGUGCUCUUUCUGGGGUUCUCUGUCUUGUCAGACUGAUUAGUCUAAAUUUGAAUGGUGUAAACGCAAUUUAGAAGGAAAAAAGAACAAACAAAAAACAUCCUCACAUUUUCUCCGACCAGCUAAAUGUAGGCUUUGCAUACCGUGUUUUUAUUUCAUUAGGGAGAGGCAUUGUCAUUGUAUGUGAUUAUUAUCAAGUGAUUAUUUUCCGAAUUGAUUAAUGUUUCUUUAUAAGUAUUUUAACUGAAUCCAGACAGUACAGGUCAUUUUUCAUAUUUAUAGGCCCGUUACCUCCAGGGUUGUAUUGUUCGUGUAUUGUAGCGGACAUGUUUGUGUUUUGUUUCUGACAUACAGUUUUAAAAGUGAAAAUCCUCCUGGCUGUAUUAGAAUUUAUGAAAAUGUUUUGGAAACAACUUAAAAGAGCAAACAUUAUUUUGGAAGAGGGUGUGCUUUUGUUUUGCCUGUCUUCUGUUUCCGUGUGCUUGGUCUCUUUCUCAAUUUAUUUUGGUUACGUUUUGGGCAUAUUUUAUAUUUUUGUCACAUGCUGUGGAUUUUCAUGUAAUGUUGGCAACUUUGUUUUCGCAUACCCAUCUCAGUGCCAUUUUACACAUGUAAUUGCUAAAAACCUUGUCCUUAUUCUGCCAUUUGAAGGCUCGUUGUAAAACAGAAGAAAACGAACUGAAUAGAAUAUAAGUCGGUAACAUUGCGUUACCGUUGUAAGUAUAAGUGAAGACCUUUGAAUCUGAAGGCUUUGUUAUCUAUUUGCUGUGUUGGUACAUCCCUGGUAUUAGGUCCUGCUUGCAGUAUAUGUACAGUAUUGAAGCGUGAGCCAAAUAAAAAUCUUAGAUGAAUAA
Conger conger (European conger) is the source of this 5577-nucleotide messenger RNA. RefSeq names its product Rho GTPase activating protein 9 (gene arhgap9). The transcript is spliced from 19 exons. NCBI's taxonomy places the organism in Eukaryota, Metazoa, Chordata, Actinopteri, Anguilliformes, Congridae. Gene Ontology annotation, biological process: regulation of GTPase activity; signal transduction. Gene Ontology annotation, molecular function: protein binding; phospholipid binding. Gene Ontology annotation, cellular component: cytoplasm. The coding region runs from base 137 to 2332 and encodes 731 amino acids. The record is from RefSeq and is a predicted model, not a curated record.